CCCGUCCACGCUGUCGGGCAGUCGUAGUCUGGGUUCGCGCGCGAGAGGAAGGGGCUUGGUACAGACGACAGCUGGAGCGCCAGACAGGUACACCGCGAGCAUGACAGAGCUUCAGUGGGCUGCGGGCUCGGGCGGCUCCGUGCCGGAGGGUGCCGUGAGCUGUGAAGGGGCGUACGUCGGCCGGGCCCACCACGACAACGGCAUCAUCAUCGGACCCGUCGUCUGCGCCGACAGCUGCUGCGCCAUCGGCUACUGCGGAGAACGCUUCACCAAAGACGAGUAUGAGGUGCUGCUGGAGCCCACAGACGGCAAGCGUCUUCGCUGGGAGAAGUUCACCGGGGAUAUGCCCGAGGGGGCCGUGAAGGGGGGCUACCUCUGCUCCGGUCACCCGCUCUAUGUGGGACGUACCUGGAAGGACGGCAAACUGCUCAUUGGCCACAUCAACAACGUGCACAAGGUGUGCUGUGUUCCCUCCGAAGACAAGUGUUACGACUGCAGCGACUUUUACGUCCUGGUCGCCUACUGAACCCCGCAGCAGGAGACUUCUUUGUCCUGGUCGCCUGCUGAACCCCGCACCAGGAGACCUCUUCGUCCCGAUCACCUGCUUCCGAAACAGGAGACGGUCGACGAAUCAAGCAGGAUCAGCACGGAUCAACGCCGUCGAUCACGGCGAUCAACGGCUGCAAAAGAUUCAUGGUUUCAUUAUAAAAGAUUCAUGGCUUCAUUGGCUGAAAACACUUUCACGGGACAUGCCCAACCGCGUCAACCUUUGAAAUCACUACUCUCCGUGUCUGCGGCCUAUCGUGUUAAUUUCGUUUUGUUUUUAAUUUUGUGUCCGUCUGUGCAGCCCUCUUAGCUUGCUACCACACGGAGGUGCUCAACUUCGCUACUGCUCAGUGCUCGCAUGAGAAACAGAUCAGAGCGCUCACCAAUCCCGCGAGUGCUCCUCGCUCCCGCGCAGUAAGACGCUUACAGCGGCCGCAACACCGUCUGACCCUCGAGAAGCGCACCGUGUUUGUUUUUUGAAGAGGGAUUUUGUGUUACUCGCUUUACACUCAUCAUUCGUGCGAAAUUUUGUGUGCUUCUUUGCCGCCGAGUAUCACGCUUUCCGCUUAGGUUCAGCAUUGUAGCAGCGGUGGCCUAGGUACGCCAUUUGAAUACACGCAUUCCUGAAA
Pollicipes pollicipes is the source of this 1175-nucleotide messenger RNA. RefSeq lists its product as uncharacterized. Bases 101 to 526 code for a protein of 141 amino acids. NCBI's taxonomy places the organism in Eukaryota, Metazoa, Arthropoda, Thecostraca, Pollicipedomorpha, Pollicipedidae. The transcript is spliced from 4 exons. The record is from RefSeq and is a predicted model, not a curated record.